GGGACGAAAAAAUAGAAUCAGAUGACAUAUUGCACUAGAGAUGGAAAAAACCAAACCAAACAAAAAACAAAAAAAGUCUUCAACAAACUCGUACGUACCUGCCUAGGUCGCAAGGAACAAGAAAUCAGCCCACACUGUUGGCCACUUGACGGACGAACCCACAAGGAGUGCUACUAGUAAUGUUGGGGACCCUCGGAGGAAAAAAAAAAAAGUCUGCCCCCAAUUACCAACGGCUCCAAAGUGACGGUAGUGACACGAAAAAAAAAUACCACGAUCUACGAAUAUGAUUACCUGCAGGGAUGGUCUACCAAAAGCCGUGCGCCAAGGACGGCCCGCACUACUUGGCUUUCGAUCCACAACGCUUGGUCUCCUAUUCCCAUAAAGAGCCUCAAGCACCCGUUCCCAUCGUGUCUGGAAAUUUUCGGUUGAUCUCUCAUCUUGGAGGUCCAGAGUACUGACCCAUCUGCCGUGUUUCCCACCUGGCCCUUUUUUUUCAACUGCCCAUCCGGCCCGGGCCCUCAUUCCUUUCAGAGGCAACAGAGGCAACAGAGACAACAACCAGACAACAGCAACACAACAACACAACCAAAAGAACCAAGAAACAAUGGCCGAUAUACAACCCGCCCGCCCCAGCUCAGGGGACAAGGCCAAGGGCGCCGUCGGCGGCGACCACGUCGAGACCACCAGCGGCGGGCCGGCCGAGAAGGCGCUCAACGAAAAGGAGGCGCUCGAGUUUGCGCGCAACGGCGGCGACGGCGAGAUGAACAGCCUGAUAUCGAGCCUGGAGCGCGAGCUCGAGGCCGAGGGCGGGCUGAGGAACGGCUUCUUCGACCUGCAGUUCAGCAACACAAAGUACUUCAACUGGAUGAUCAUCGCCUUCGCCUCGAUGGGGGGCAUGCUCUCGGGCCUGGACCAGUCGCUCAUCUCGGGCGCCAACCUGUUCCUGCCCACCGACCUGGGCCUGAGCACCCGCGAGCUCAGCCUGGUCAACUCGGCCAUGCCGCUGGGUGCCGUCGGCGGCGCCUUGAUCCUGAGUCCCUGCAAUGAGUUUUUCGGCCGUCGCAUGUCCAUCAUGAUUUCCUGCUUCUUGUACACUGUUGGAGCGGCGGUCUGCGCUGGAUCCAUCAACUUUGGCAUGAUUGUCGCCGCCCGUGUCAUCCUCGGCAUGGGAGUUGGUCUCGAAGGCGGUACGGUCCCCGUCUACGUGGCCGAGACGGCGGAGCGGCGGAUCCGCGGCAACGUCGUCUCGCUGUACCAGCUCAACAUCGCGCUGGGCGAGGUGCUCGGGUACGCGGUGGCGGCCAUGUUCCUGCACGUCGAGGGCAACUGGCGCUGGAUCCUGGGCAGCUCGCUGGUGUUCUCGACCAUCAUGUGGGGCGGCAUGCUGUUCCUGCCCGAGAGCCCGCGCUACCUGAUGCACAAGCGGCGCACGCUCGACGCCUUUAGGGUGUGGAAGCGCAUCCGCGGCACCGACACGCCCGAGGCGCGCGAGGAGUUCUUCAUCAUGAAGGUGUCGGUGCUCGACGAGCAAAACGCCGUGACCGAGACGGCGCGCAACAAGCGCUUCCCCUGGAUGGACUUCUUCACGGUGCCGCGGGCCAGGCGCGCCCUCGUCUACGCCAACAUCAUGAUCCUGCUCGGCCAGCUGACCGGCGUCAACGCCAUCAUGUACUACAUGUCGGUGCUGAUGAAGCAGAUCGGCUUCGACGACGAAAAGGCCACCUACAUGUCGCUGGUGGGCGGCGGCUCCCUCCUCAUCGGCACCAUCCCGGCCUGCCUGUACAUGGAGAAGUUUGGCCGACGCUUCUGGGCAAACACCAUGCUGCCCGGCUUCUUCGUCGGCCUCGUCAUCAUCGGCGCCAGCUACCACAUCCCCAUCGACACCAACACCACCGGCGCCGCCGCCUGCUACCUGGUCGGCCUGGCCCUGUACAUGGGCUUUUUUGGCUGCUACGCCUGCCUGACCUGGGUCGUGCCCUCCGAGGUCUACCCCACCUACCUGCGAUCCUACGGCAUGACCACCUCGUCCGGCCUGCUGUUCCUGGCCUCCUUCGUCGUCACCUACAACUUCUCCGCCAUGCAGGAGGCCAUGACCCGCACCGGCCUGACCCUCGGCUUCUACGGCGGCAUCGCCGUGCUCGGCUGGUUCUACCAGCUCAUCUUCAUGCCCGAGACCAAGGACAAGACCCUCGAGGAGAUUGACCAGCUCUUUGAGCGCCCCACCAGGGAGAUUGUGUCGGAGAACAUGCGCAACCUGUUUGGCCGCAGGAAGAGCCGCGAGGAUGCUGCGGCGGCGGCCGUGAGUGAGGAAAAGGCCGAUGUUUAUGCUUAGAGGGAGUUGGGAGAUUCAACGUGAAAUUCUAGAAUAGCACUAGACUGCUCUUGAAUUAGAAGCUGAUGUGCGGCAUAUAGCAUUGUAGGAUGUUUUUGUAGACAUGUACGAAAAGUGCGCAAUUAAAUGUUUGGUAAUCUUGG
This is a messenger RNA of Pyricularia oryzae 70-15, 2475 nucleotides long. RefSeq names its product arabinose-proton symporter. Gene Ontology annotation, molecular function: myo-inositol:proton symporter activity. The record is from RefSeq and is a predicted model, not a curated record. Gene Ontology annotation, biological process: transmembrane transport. Bases 605 to 2332 code for a protein of 575 amino acids. The transcript has 2 exons. Gene Ontology annotation, cellular component: membrane. NCBI's taxonomy places the organism in Eukaryota, Fungi, Ascomycota, Sordariomycetes, Magnaporthales, Pyriculariaceae.